AUGACUCUCAAACAAUUACAACGAAAAUGUAUUGUGGACGAAAAUGGUGAAGAAGUUACAAAUCUGAAUGAAUUGGAGAUCAUUGAUAACAAAAUAUUCGCCAAUGUUUGGCUGAGUAACCAGAUUGCGAUAAUCGAUUGGGAAGAAGGAAGAGUGAUCGAAUGGAUUGAUUUAUCCGAUUUGGUUGGUUGGGUGAAGCUUCCAAGUUCGAAAAGUGAUCAAAUGGACGCAGUAUUGAAUGGAAUUGCAUUCGAUCCAUCUAAUAAUGACAUUUUGAUAACGGGAAAGCUGUGGAAUCGAUUAUUCAAAAUCCAUCUAUUGUUUCUUCUUUCUUUCAUCAAACAUUCAAAUCAAUUUCAAUAA
Molecule: messenger RNA, 363 nt
Organism: Blastocystis hominis
Lineage: Eukaryota; Bigyra; Opalinata; Blastocystidae
Exons: 1
Coding region: 1-363 (120 amino acids)
Molecular function (GO): glutaminyl-peptide cyclotransferase activity
Source: RefSeq, a predicted model, not a curated record